Molecule: messenger RNA, 339 nt
Organism: Aspergillus lentulus
Lineage: Eukaryota; Fungi; Ascomycota; Eurotiomycetes; Eurotiales; Aspergillaceae
Source: RefSeq, a predicted model, not a curated record
AUGGACGCAAAGACAAAAAUCAUCAUCAAGGCAGUCGUUAUCCCCCUCGCAUUCCUCAUCCUCAUCCUCACUAUAGUCGCACUUUUCGUCCUCAAAUGUCGGAGGGACCGCAAGAAAGAUGAACAGGAGAAUCUUAACUACUCGUUUGCGCCUUAUGAGCAAUGGCAGACUCCUCCCCAGCCUCACAACCAACAAUGGCAGGCUGCCCAGCACUCUCACAAUCAAUGGCCAGUGAACCAAUACCCGAUGGCUACGGCGCAGAUGGAGAAAUCGGUACCAGUACCGGUUGCAUAUCCGGUUCAGUAUCAAAGUCAGCUUGAUUCGAGGAGUCAAGCUUGA